Amorphotheca resinae ATCC 22711 is the source of this 807-nucleotide messenger RNA. RefSeq lists its product as hypothetical. The record is from RefSeq and is a predicted model, not a curated record. NCBI's taxonomy places the organism in Eukaryota, Fungi, Ascomycota, Leotiomycetes, Helotiales, Amorphothecaceae. The transcript has 4 exons. Bases 272 to 790 code for a protein of 172 amino acids.
CCUCACUCUCCUCGUUCACCGACUCGCACGAGACCCAUCACGUGACCCCACCUCGCUCGAUCGGCGUCAUAGAAGGUACAGUAGCCGGCCCACCCUCCUGCUUCUUCCUCCGCCUACAUCCCUUACAUUACAUUUGCUUGUUUUUCAUCAACCUCGCACGCACGAUUCGCAUCCCACCUCGAAACUCAAUCUGCAACCUGCCUUCCCUACACCUCUCUGAACACAUCGCUCUCCCCAUAUCCUCGGUCGCGCAACUUGCCCUUUGCCCAGAAUGUCGUCGUUUCAAGAGAAGGCCCAAAGCCACAUCGCCCAGAUCGACAAGGAACUCUCCAAGUACCCGGCUUUGAACAACUUGGAAAAGCAGACCUCGGUUCCCAAAGUCUAUGCUUUCCUCGGCCUGAUUGCAACCUAUUUCUUCUUCAUCUUCUUCAACAUCGGAGGCCAUUUCCUCACCAAUUUUGCUGGAUUCGUGAUUCCGGGGUACUACUCGCUUGAAGCUCUGUUCAGUGUCAGCAAGGCAGACGAUACACAGUGGCUCACGUACUGGGUCGUGUUCUCUUUCCUUACUGUGUUUGAGAGUGCUGUGAAUGCCGUCUACUGGUUCCCAUUCUACUACACAUUCAAGUUUAUCGCUCUUCUCUGGCUUGCGCUUCCAGUCACUGGCGGCGCCCAAAUUGUAUUCCGCUCCUUCAUUCAGCCAGUCUUUGCUCGCUACUUCUCUGGAGCCGGCGCGACUGCUGCAAACCUUCGCUCCAAGGUCGACAGUGCUACCUCCGACAAGACCCUGUAGGUGCGAUAACACUAGGU